CCCCGAUUGGUCGGUUACGAAGCGCGCCGUUGCCGAGAGGACGGCCUGUGGUCUUGGGGUGUGGACCCCGAGUGUAUCAGUGAUCCCAAAUACACGGGAACGAUAGCGGGUAUCGACAUCGGCGUCAUACUGCCCAUCAUUAUAGUGAUUAUACUAGUGAUCGGGUGUUUCGUGUACUUCCGACGUAAUGGAAAGGAGCACUACACUCGAGAGCCCCUGUGCCGAAUUUGUAUGAAACCCAUAGACAAC
Oppiella nova is the source of this 249-nucleotide messenger RNA. Lineage: Eukaryota; Metazoa; Arthropoda; Arachnida; Sarcoptiformes; Oppiidae. The record is from the annotation of a GenBank genome assembly.